Prosopis cineraria is the source of this 1828-nucleotide messenger RNA. RefSeq names its product cytochrome P450 72A397-like. Lineage: Eukaryota; Viridiplantae; Streptophyta; Magnoliopsida; Fabales; Fabaceae. The record is from RefSeq and is a predicted model, not a curated record. The coding region runs from base 119 to 1672 and encodes 517 amino acids. The transcript has 5 exons. Gene Ontology annotation, molecular function: oxidoreductase activity, acting on paired donors, with incorporation or reduction of molecular oxygen; iron ion binding; monooxygenase activity.
CCUUACAUUCAUCAUCAUCAUCAUCAUCAUCAUCAUCAUCUGUCUGCCAAUCCCAGUCCCGCCAAAGUCUUCUCUGUUCACUCUUCAGUUCCUUCGUGCUCCUUCUUCACCGUUAGAAAUGGAAGCAUCAAAGGCCACAAUAGCAAUCUGCGUUCCGGCGGCGAUUCUAGUUCUGGUGUGGGCAUGGAAGGUGGUGAACUGGCUGUGGCUGAGGCCGAAGAAGCUCGAGAGGCUGCUCAGACAGCAAGGCCUUCAAGGCAAUCCAUAUACGCUUCUUACUGGGGAUUCAACUCAAAUGUUUAACAUGCAUAUGCAAGCCAAAUCCAAACCCAUGAAUCUUUCCCACGAUAUCAUCCCUCGUGCUUCCUCCUUUGUCAAUGAAAUAGUCAACAAAUACGGAAAGAGCACUUUCAUUUGGAUCGGACCAAUACCAAGGAUAAUUAUUUCAGAUCCCGUUCUAUUCAAAGAAGUAAUGAGCAAGGUUUAUGACUACCCCAAACCUCAUUCGAAUCCACUGAUCAGGUUACUAGCCGCGGGUCUUGCAGACUAUGAUGGUGAGAAGUGGACUAAGCAUAGAAGGAUUAUCAAUCCUGCAUUUAAUGCAGAAAAAUUGAAGAUCAUGUUGGCUACAUUCUUUGAAAGCUUCAACAACAUGGUUGACGAGUGGGAGAAAAUGUUGUCCUUACAUGGCUCUUGUGAAAUGGACGUAUGGCCUUUUCUUCAGAAUGUGACUUGUGAUGUUAUUUCUCGAACAGCUUUUGGAAGUAGCUAUAAAGAAGGAAAAAGAAUAUUUGAACUUCUAACGGAGCAAGGUGAACUUGUAAUGAAAGCUUUAUUGAAAGUCUAUAUUCCUGGAUACAGGUUUCUACCAACUGGUGCUAAUAGGAGGAUGAACAAAAAUCACAGAGAUAUACGAGCUUCACUUAAGGAUAUAAUCAACAAAAGAGAGAAAUCAAUGGAGGCAGGUGAAGCCCCAAAGGAUGAUUUAUUAGGCAUACUUUUGGAGUCAAAUCACAAGGAAAUUCAAGAACGUGGAAACAAGGAUGAUGGUAUGACUAUUGAAGAUGUAAUUGAGGAAUGCAAGCUUUUCCACUUUGCAGGGCAAGAGACUACAUCUGUUCUGCUAGUCUGGACAAUGGUGUUGCUCAGUAGAUACCCUGAUUGGCAAAAAAAAGCAAGGGAGGAAGUCUUGCAAGUAUUUGGGAACCAAAAACCAGACUUUGAUGGCUUAAAUCAUCUUAAGAUUGUGACCAUGAUUUUGUAUGAGGUUCUGAGGCUAUACCCACCGAUACUUUUGCUUGCUAGAACUGCUCUUAAGGAUAUGAAACUUGGACACCUGACAAUACCUGCAGGAGUGCAGCUUUCUUUACCGAUAGGUUUGAUUCACCAUGACUGUGAACUGUGGGGUGAUGAUGCAAAGGAAUUCAAACCAGAGAGAUUCUCAGAAGGAGUUCUAAAGGCAACAAAAGGGCAAGCUUCAUUCUUUCCGUUUGGAUGGGGUCCAAGAAUAUGUAUUGGGCAAAACUUUGCCAUGCUGGAAGCAAAGAUGGCUCUGUCUUUGAUUCUACAACGCUUCUGGUUUGAGCUUUCCCCAACAUAUGCUCAUGCUCCAACUUCUGUGAUUACUCUUAGGCCCCAGUAUGGUGCUCAAAUCAUAUUGCAUAAACUUUGAGUGUUGGACUGAUGUUAAAAAUAUGUAUAAAUGAAUAUAUGGAUAGACAGAUGGAUGUAAACUAGCUGGUUUUCACUUGGGCAAGACCCCGCGUUUGUUUUCUGUUACCGUACUUUUUCACAGUUGAAUUGACUUGCAUCAGCAGUCUUUGAUUGA